This is a messenger RNA of Camellia sinensis, 486 nucleotides long. Lineage: Eukaryota; Viridiplantae; Streptophyta; Magnoliopsida; Ericales; Theaceae. The record is from RefSeq and is a predicted model, not a curated record.
AUGGCCCAAAGUCAACAAAAAUGUUAUGCUGAUAAGAGACGACAACCUUUGUCUUUUGAAGUGGGUGACCAUGUUUUCCUUAAGAUCUCACCUAGACAGGGUUUAAUGAGAUUCGGUAAGAGUGGUAAGUUGUCUCCGAGGUUCAUUGGGCCUUUCGAGAUAUUGGAGAGAAUCGGAGAAGUGGCAUAUCGGUUAGCCUUAUCGCCACAACUUUCAGGGGUUCACAACGUGUUUCAUGUGUCAAUGCUUAGGAAGUACGAACCUGACCCUUCUCAUAUACUAGAUUGGGUUGAUUUUGAGGUAGAUGAAUGUGCCUCUUACGAAGAGCGAUCGGUUCAAAUCUUAGAUACCCGAGAGCAAGUGCUAUGGGGCAAAACUAUACCGUUAGUAAAGGUGUUGUGGAGACACCACGGGGUUGAAGAAGCAACGUGGGAAAGGGAGGCGGAAGUUUGCUCCAAGUUUCCGGAUUUAUUUGAAAAUACUUAG